Molecule: messenger RNA, 995 nt
Organism: Vigna umbellata (rice bean)
Lineage: Eukaryota; Viridiplantae; Streptophyta; Magnoliopsida; Fabales; Fabaceae
Product: GDSL esterase/lipase WDL1-like
Molecular function (GO): hydrolase activity, acting on ester bonds
Source: RefSeq, a predicted model, not a curated record
CGUGCUGUGCCAAUGACAAGAGAAGGCAGCAGGGCAAAGAAAGCAAAUCCACAUCUAUAAAUAUUGACGUGAGAGUGAAUUAUUGAUAUAUAUUUUGAGAAAUGGUAGGACCAGUGAGGCCUCAAUUUGUGUUGUUUGGUUCAUCCAUAGUUGAGCUGAGUUAUAGUUGUGAAGGUUGGGGAGCUACCCUUGCCAACUUGUAUGCUCGCAAGGCAGAUGUAAUUUUGAGAGGAUAUUGCGGUUGGAAUACAAGACGUGCUCUGCAAGCUCUGGAUAAAAUAUUUCCUAAGGAUGCCACUGAUCAACCAUCAUUGGUAAUUGUGUACUUUGGUGGCAAUGAUUCUAUGCAUCCACAUCCAACAGCCCAAAGUCCUCAUGUACCCCUCCAAGAAUACAUUGAAAAUAUGAGGAAGAUUGCAAUCCAUCUAAUGGUAAACUUUUUACACAACAACACAAGUUUCCUUUCUUUUUCCACACAUCAGAGCCUUUCAAAGAAGACUCGCUUAAUAUUUCUCAGUUCCCCUCCCAUCAAUGAGGUGCAAAUGCAUGAAAUGCUCAGUGAUCUACUGGGGCCAUUAAAAAGGACAAAUGAAUCCUGUCGAUUAUACUCAGAAGCAUGUUUGGAGCUGUGCCGUGAGAUGAAUGUGAAAGCCAUUGAUCUCUGGUCUGCACUCCAGCAAAGGCAUGACUGGUUAGAUGUUUGCUUCACGGAUGGAAUUCAUUUGUCACAUGAGGGAAACAAAAUAGUGGCAAAAGAGAUAUUUAAGGUCCUCAGAGAAGCAGACUGGGAACCUAGUCUGCAUUGGAACUCAAUGCCAACAGAGUUUGCAGAAGAUUUUCUUCAUGAUCCAAAUUGUGCUGAUAGAAAGAGUAUUAUAAAUGUCUCUAACGGGAACUUCCAAGGAAAUUCUCAAUUGGAGUAGAAUUAUUCUGCAUUUUCAAGCAACAGAAAAACCCAUAAUUUGAAUCUCAAAGUGGAAUGGUUUUAUACUGUU